CCCUCUCCACUCCGCUCGGGCAGGCGCCGUUUCCGGAGGCUUCUAAACCCUUCUUCUCCCCCGACCCCUCCACGCCGCCGCCGCCGCCGCUUCCGCUUGCCGGAGGCCAUCGCCAUGUCGCGGGCGGCCGCUGCAACCGACGGCCGCAUCCGGAGAUACGAGGACUUUGCGCGGGUGCACGCGUACCUGCUGGCCGCGGCCGGCAUCCCGCCGUCGCUGCACGAGCGGCUGUACCGCAAGCUCGCGGACGAGGUCUUCGACGGCGGGGAGGUCUUCGCCGUCGAUCCCUGCGAGGGAGGGAGGCAGAGGCGCCUCGUGCUCGCCUCCGAGGAACCGCUUGGGAAGGAGUCCGAUGUCUUCCUCGUCGACCACGCGUGGUCCUUCCGCCUCGCCGAUGCGCUCAAGCAGUUGCGGGAAGUACCAGGAUUGGCUGAAAGGAUGGCGGCAUUGAUGUGUGUGGAUUUGGACCGGAACAUCGAAACUGAAGAGUCAGAUGAGCAGGACGGUGAGAAGAGUGGGAGCUUGGAACAUGUCUUACAAGUAGUGGAGACAGAAAUGGCUAGAGUACAGGAAAGGGGAACUGAUUCUGCAGCAUGGCUGGAACUUGAGGAACUUGGAAUUGACGAUGACAUGCUAGUAACCUUGGAUCUAUCUGCGAAAUUUCCGAAUCUGGUAGCUCUCAACCUUUGGGGAAACAGGCUGCAGGAUACAGAGAAAGUCAUGCAAGAAAUCAGGAAGUGUCCAAAGCUAAAGGCACUUUGGUUGAAUGAAACUCCUGUUCUUGGCAAAGGUAUUGACAAAUCGGUUCUAGAUAGUCUCUCUGGAUUGGAAAUAUACAAUUCACGUUUUACGAGUAAAGCUGGAGAGUGGGCAUUAAGUUUCUGUGCUGACAUUGUUGGAGCAGAUAAUCCCUGUUCCUUUGUGGAAAGCACAUUGUUGGAUAGUAUUGCCACUAUCGAUCUUUCCGAUAGGUGCAUUCACAAGCUACCAGAGGCUUUCUCUCCUAGUAAAUUGCCAUCUCUGUCAAAAUUGAACAUUCGUGGUAAUCCUCUGGAUCAAAUUUCUGCUGACGAUCUCCUUAAGCUACUUAGUGGAUUUACUCAGUUACAAGAGUUGGAGGUUGACAUUCCUGGUCCUCUGGGAAACAGUGCAAUUUCCAUUAUUGAGUCUCUUCCUAAUUUAUCGUUUCUAAAUGGUGUGAAUUCUUCAAGUAUAAUAGAGAGUGGGAAGCAUAUAGUUGACUCUGCACUUCAACCGCGGCUUCCAGAAUGGUCACCAGAAGAAUCCCUCACUGAAAGAGUUAUUGGUGCAAUGUGGUUGUAUCUUAUGACAUACCGGCUUGCUGAUGAAGAAAAGAUUGAUGAAACACCUGUCUGGUACGUCAUGGACGAGUUGGGCUCAGCCAUGCGCCACAGUGAUAUUCCAAACUUCAGAAUAGCUCCAUUCUUGUUCAUGCCAGAAGGGAAACUAGCCUCUGCUAUAAGUUACACAGUUCUGUGGCCCACCCAUGAUGUUCAUACUGGAGAAGAGUGUACCCGGGAUUUCUUGUUCGGUAUUGGCGAGGAGAAACAACGUUCAGCUAGGCUUACAGCUUGGUUUCACACACCAGAGAACUACUUUAUUCAGGAAUUCAGGAGGUACCAGGAACAACUACAAUCAAAUAGCAUUUGUUCUUCGACAAAAAUUAAAGAGGCACCCUCAACCAAAAGUGUACGUCCAAAUGAUGGCCAUGCACUACGAGUAUAUACUGACAUACCUCAUGUAGAGGAGUUUUUAACACGUCCAGAGUUUGUUUUCACAACUGAUCCAAAGGAGGCGGACAUCAUCUGGGUAAGUAUGCAAGUGGAUUCGGAAGUAAAGAAGGCAAUAGGGCUUACGGACAAACAAUACACAAAUCAAUUUCCUUUUGAAGCUUGGCUGGUCAUGAAGCACCACCUAGCGGAGACCAUCCACAAGGCAUGGGGCUCACCUGAAUGGCUUCAACCUACAUAUAACCUGGAGACCCAUCUGUCUCAACUGAUUGGUGACUAUUGCAUGAGGAAACAAGAUGGCCUGGACAACUUAUGGAUCAUGAAGCCUUGGAACAUGGCAAGAACUAUUGACACCACAGUUACUGGUGAUUUAUCUGCUAUCAUCAGACUUAUGGAGACAGGUCCCAAGAUAUGCCAAAAAUAUAUAGAACGCCCUGCCCUUUUCCAAGGAAGGAAGUUCGAUCUUCGGUACAUUAUUUUGGUCCGCAGUAUACGCCCUUUGGAGAUAUUUCUUUCUGAUGUUUUCUGGGUUAGGUUAGCAAACAAUCAGUACACUUUGGAAAAGACUAGCUUUUUCGAGUAUGAGACCCAUUUCACUGUGAUGAAUUAUAUUGGAAGGAUGAACCAUAUGAACACGCCAGAGUUUGUCAAGGAGUUUGAGAGGGAGCACCAAGUUAAAUGGCUGGAGAUCCAUGAAAGCAUACGUUCUAUGAUACGGUGUGUUUUUGAGUCGGCUGCUGCUGUUCAUCCUGAGAUGCAGAACCCUUUCUCCAGGGCCAUCUAUGGGGUAGACGUUAUGCUUGAUAGCAGAUUCAAGCCAAAGAUUUUAGAGGUGACUUACUGUCCAGACUGCGGGAGAGCGUGCAAGUAUGACACACAAGCUCUGGUAGUCACGUUGCCGUUGGCCAAGGUUACAGCGAUAAUCAUCAAGGAUCCUCUUAGCGGAACUGAAAAUUGACUCAGAGGCCACGGUUGAAAGUGGAACACUCAAUAUAUCACGAGCCAUCCGAGAAAUGAUUGGAUAUUUUGGGCCAUUAACCCUCCACCAGGCCAGAAUAUCAAAAGAAAUGUUGCCAAUUCCAGGAGAAGAUGGGUCUUCAAGAUAGAUCUCCAACUCUGAUUUACUAUGAAGACUUGAAUUGCUCUCAUAUAUAAACUUCUCUAGCCCCAGUCUAGUUGCAAACAGACUAGAUGAUUGUGUUGAUGAACUAGGUACUGCUGCCUCAAAAUUCCUUGAUGAGUUAGCAUCUGAUGAUGUUUGGGAGGGUUGACUUGCAUAUUCACUAAACAACUCAAGAAAUGAUUUUCUUGCGGAUUCAAUUCUUAGUUCAGCCACAAAUGGAUCAUAAAGCAAUUUAUAGUAGUACUCGAUGGAUUUCAUUUUGUAGCGAGGGUCAAGAAUUGUUGCAAUCUCUAAUAAUUUAUUUGCAAUGUCCCAAUAUUUUUCAAACUUAUCCACCAUCGGUACAGCCAUAGAUGCAACAAAUGCAUCAACACCGAACUGCCACUCACGGAGAAGAAGAUAAAUUCCACAGAAAUCAUUGAAGUACAAACUUAAAGUGGGAUAUUUUGUACCUGAAACUCUUUUUGUAACCUCAUAAAAGACCUUCAGGCAAUCUGCUACACAUUUAAUAUUCUGCCAGUCCUCCUUGGAAGGUAAGAACUUGUAUGAGCUAUCACAUUCAUGCAAUCUAUCAAAAGCAUCACGGAAUUUCAUUGCUCUUUCAAGCAUAAGAAAAGUAGAAUUCCAUCUAGUUGGGACAUCAGCUUUGAGAGAUAAAUUAGGAGCGUUGACUUGCUGUGCAAUAAGCUUGAAUUUUUCCUUUCUUGAUGUGGAUCCAUUCACAUACUUGACAGUUUCUCGGAUAUUCCCUAUUGCUGAAGAAAUGACACUCAAACCAUCUUGGACAAUUAAAUUCAGCACAUGAGCAGCACACCGAAUAUGAAAGAGAUUUCCAUCCAAGUGCAAGGCUUUCUUUGACAAGAGAAAUUUCUUCAACUCUCGGACCACAACAUUGUUCAUAGUGCAAUUGUCUAGUGUAAAGCAAAAUAUUUUUCUAUCUAAAUUCCAAGGAUAUAGCCUACUGAUGAUUUCUUUGGCAAUAUGCUCACCCGUGUGGGGUACCUCUACAUGUGCAAAUCCGACGAGCUUAUUGUGCAAAUUCCACUCAUCAUCAAUGUAGUGUGCUGUUAGACUCAUAUAGCCACUCAUUUCAGUGUGAGUCCACAUGUCAGAUGUUAAACUGAAGCGACAUGAUUGUUUCUCAAAGAGUUGGUACACUUUCAACUUCUCCUCCU
Messenger RNA from Panicum virgatum (switchgrass), 4049 nucleotides. Its product is annotated as tubulin--tyrosine ligase-like protein 12. The record is from RefSeq and is a predicted model, not a curated record. The transcript is spliced from 16 exons. The coding region runs from base 115 to 2709 and encodes 864 amino acids. NCBI's taxonomy places the organism in Eukaryota, Viridiplantae, Streptophyta, Magnoliopsida, Poales, Poaceae. Gene Ontology annotation, biological process: protein modification process.